Myotis myotis is the source of this 3820-nucleotide messenger RNA. It is a transcript of the gene PDGFC, whose product is annotated as platelet derived growth factor C. The coding region runs from base 1315 to 2349 and encodes 344 amino acids. The record is from RefSeq and is a predicted model, not a curated record. Gene Ontology annotation, molecular function: growth factor activity; platelet-derived growth factor receptor binding. Gene Ontology annotation, cellular component: membrane. Gene Ontology annotation, biological process: platelet-derived growth factor receptor signaling pathway; positive regulation of cell migration; positive regulation of protein autophosphorylation. Lineage: Eukaryota; Metazoa; Chordata; Mammalia; Chiroptera; Vespertilionidae. The transcript is spliced from 6 exons.
CUUCACCACCCAUCUGGUUCUUUCUUUGGGGUUAAGGGCGCCCUGUGGAAAGGAAGCCAGGAGACUGCCUGCAUUCCUUUCCCGGCCCUGCGGGUCCUGUCUGGGGGAGCCCAGCAGGACCCCCCUGACUGUGCCAGCACCUGUUGGACGGCCACUUGGCGGUCCUAGCCAGUGCGAGAGGACGCGACCCGGGGGUGCCCCUCCGGUAGGCGGCGACCCCCGUCCUUCCCCUCGGGCAGCCAGCCGGUGAGCGACUCAGCCUCCCCGCGCCGGCGGCGCACUCCGCCCGGGCUUGGCCCACGGCCCCCUCCUCCCGUCUCCGCCGGCAGGGGGAAGGUAGAGAAGGGGAGGGGACAAACUGGAGCCUCGGCCCGCCCGGCCUGCUCUCCCUACCCCGUGCCGAGACGCCGCUCCGCGCCCCGAGGUUUGCAGGGAGCCCGCAGCGCGGGGGCAGCGCCCCAGGAACGACCGGAGCCCCGCGGUGACCCCGAGCUGCCGACUUUCCGCGGGCUUGGAGGAGCGGGGGACGCACCCCAAACAAGGUGAACUUUGAUCGCGGAAAACUCCAGCCAGGUGCCGGGAUCCGUGCGGCGGCGGUCGGGACCGGGCGCAGGCUGCGCGCCGGGCGGAGGAGCGCGCGCCCCGCGGCCUCCCUCCGCCCGCUCCCCGGGCGGCCUCGGCCCCGAGCCCCUCUGCGGCUGCUCGGCCCCGGGACCCGCCGCGGCGCCCUCGCCUAGUUUCUUCCCCCUCCCCCUUCGGGGGUGGGGGUGGGGCGGGGGAGCGGGGCGCCCGGAGAGCCGCAUCUAUCGGCAGCUUUGUGAUUGAUCCGAAAAGUGCUCGCCGCCAACUCGGCUUCGAGGCCGGCUCCGCGCGACCCUUGAGUGUUGGCCACGGUCCUGUCCCCCACACUGACAGGUGCUCCCAGCCACUCGCUGGGGACUUCUCGGCGCUCCCCCGGCUCCCCCGCGUCCCCACCCCCCUCUUUCCUCCCUCGCCUUCACCCCCACCCCCACCACUUCGGCACAGCUCAGGAUUUGUUUAAACCUUGGGAAACUGGUUCAGGUCCAGGUUUUGCUUUGAUCCUUUUCAAAAAAAAAAAAAAAAAAAAAAAAAAAGAACUGGAGACACAGAAGAGGGCUCUAGGAAAAAGUUUUGGAUGGGAUUAUGUGGAAACUACCCUGCGAUUCUCUGCUGCCAGAGCAGGCUCGGAGCGUCCACCCCAGCGCAGCCUUCCCCUGGCGGCGGUGAGAGAGGCUCCGGAGUCGCUGCUUCCCAAGUGCCCGCCGGGAGUGAGCUCUCGCCCCAGUCAGCCAAAUGCUCCUCUUCAGGCUUCUCCUGCUGACAUCCGCCCUGGCCGGCCAGCCCGGGACGCAGGCUGAGUCCAACCCGAGUAGUAAAUUCCAGUUGUCCAGCACCAAGGAGCAGAACGGCGUACAAGCUCCCCAGCAUGAGAGAAUUAUUACUGUGUCCACUAAUGGAAGUAUUCACAGCCCAAAGUUUCCUCAUACUUAUCCAAGAAAUAUGGUCUUGGUAUGGAGAUUAGUAGCAACGGAGGAAAAUGUAUGGAUACAACUUACAUUUGAUGAAAGAUUUGGGCUUGAAGAACCAGAAGAUGACAUAUGCAAGUAUGAUUUUGUAGAAGUUGAGGACCCCAGUGACGGGACUAUAUUAGGGCGCUGGUGUGGUUCUGGGACUGUGCCAGGAAAACAGAUUUCUAAAGGAAAUCAAAUCAGGAUAAGAUUUGUAUCUGAUGAAUAUUUUCCUUCUGAACCGGGGUUCUGCAUCCACUACAACAUUGUCAUGCCACAAGUCACAGAAGCUGUGAGCCCUUCAGUGCUGCCCCCUUCAGCUUUGCCGCUGGACCAGCUCAAUAACGCGGUCACUGCCUUCAGCACCUUGGAAGACCUUAUUCGCUAUCUUGAACCAGACAGAUGGCAGUUGGACUUAGAAGAUCUAUAUAGGCCAGGUUGGCAACUUCUUGGCAAGGCUUUUGUUUUUGGAAGAAAAUCCAGAGUGGUGGAUCUGAACCUUCUAAAAGAGGAGGUAAGGUUGUACAGCUGCACACCUCGUAACUUCUCAGUGUCCAUAAGGGAAGAGCUAAAGAGAACCGAUACUAUUUUCUGGCCAGGUUGUCUCCUGGUUAAGCGCUGUGGUGGAAACUGUGCCUGUUGUCUCCACAACUGCAAUGAGUGUCAAUGUGUCCCAAGCAAAGUGACUAAAAAAUACCAUGAGGUCCUUCAGUUGAGACCAAAGAUUGGUGUCAGGGGAUUGCAUAAAUCUCUCACUGACGUGGCCCUGGAGCACCAUGAGGAGUGUGACUGUGUGUGCAGAGGGAACGCCGGAGGAUAACGCAUCGCCACAUGCCGCCUUCGCCCGGCAGCGCAGCGCAGCGGCUGGCUCUCUUAUAGAACUGAUGCGUUACCGCCAUCCAUAAUCUCAGUUGUUUGCUUCAGGGACCUUUCAGCCUUCAGGAUUUACAGUGUGUUCUGAAAGAGGAGACACCAACCGGAAUUAGGAGUUGUGCAACAGCUCUCUUGAGAGGAGGCCCCAAUGACAGGGAAAAGGUCUCCGGGCAUGGAAAAAAUGUUAAAUGUUGUAGAUCACUAGCUAGUUACAGAGUUACCAUGCACUUACUCAGCUGGCUGUGUUCUAUGUUUCAGUUGUCUUGAUAUGACUUAGUUAAUGUCAGUACAGGAAGGAAAUGAGUGCGGAUGGGCACCUGAUUCUAUUGCCUUGCUUAUUAACUCUCAAGCUCCAUAUUCUGGGCCUAAAAAUCACAGAAAUCUGGAAUUUUUCCCUUAUAGUCACAUGUAUAAACCAGAGUGUUCUAUGGCCUACAAACUUGGUUUUGGGGAAAAAAGGAACUAUGUUGCUAUAAAUCAAACUUUUGUCCUGUUGAUAAGAAAGACUGGAUUUUCCAUAUUUCUUAUAAAAUAUUUCUGUCAUUUAGAAGACACGAACUACAUUUCAUGGUGUGGAAGAGACAAACCUGAAAACAAGAGUGGCCUUGCCUUCACUUUAUCUAUAAGUUGGUUUAUUUGUUUUAUUGUGUACAUUUUUAUAUUCUCCUUUUGACAUUAUAACGGUUUGCUUUUCUAAUCUUGUUAAAUAUAUCUAUUUUUACCAAAGGUAUUUAAUAUUCCUUUUUUAUGACAACCUAGAUCAACUAUUUUUAGCUUGGUAAAUUUUUCUAAACAGAAUUGUUAUAGCCAGAGGAACAAAGAUUAUAUGAAAUAUUGUUGCUCUGACAAAAAUACAUGUAUUUCACUCUUAGACGGUGCUAGAGCUUAGAUUAAUUUGCAUUUUAAAAUAUUGAAAUGGGAAAUAAAUAGAAUUUGGUACAUUGUGAACACUUUUGAAGAUAAGUAAGUGAUCAUAUCCUCCACUCCUGUUAUUGGAGAUGCAAAUAAAAAGUGACAUAGGGACAUAGGGAAAUAGAAAUCGGAUCCAUCAUUACUCACCCCGAACCCUUAUUGUGGGAAGUGCGAGCCUAGCUCAGAAGAACACAAAGCACCUUGAAAAAAGAGACUCAAUGGCUUCCUGAAAAGCUCUGCUGUCCUGUAGGAACACAUCCUAUUUAUUGCGAUGUUCUGGUUUUAUUCUCUUGAAACUCUGUUCCACACGCUUGUAUAAAUACAUGGAUAUUUUAAUGUACAGAAGUAUAUCCCUUAACCAAUUCACAUAUUGUACUCUUUGGCAAUUGAAAAGGAAAUCAGUAAAAUACUUGGCUUGUAAAUGCUUAAUAUUGUGCCUAGGUUAUGUGGUGGCUAUUUGAAUUAAAAAUGUAUUGAAUCACCAAAUAAAAGAAUGUGGCUAUUUU